CAUAAUGCACCCGCUUUCGGGAAAUACCAGGCGGGGAAUAGGAAAAGUAAUACCAUGCGAGACCCCAUCCUGCGACAUUUAGCCGCUUUAAACAUCUAAAAACAAAGGAAUAGGUUGCACAGACAUACCAGGCUAUAGUUAAAUGUUCCUGGAUUUAUUUGGAAGAGCAUACAUUUUUGUCCAAGCAUGUUUUGAGUAAAGUAAAGAACGCGGAUUUGGCCCUCACGCGCUCACCAAGGCUAACUGAUCUGUUAGCAACGAUGCUGUGUUCCUCGUUUUGACGAGUGGCCAGAGUCCAAAUAGCUGUUUCGUGUUGCUUGUGUGCCUCUUGAAAGAAAAUGUCUGGCUUUAACUUUGGAACGGGUACUCUUGGUUCCUCUAACGCGGGGGGAGGAUACGCAUUUGGUGCCGCAACCAGUGCACCUGCUGCCAGUACUGGUGGCUUCUCUUUUGGGACUGCCCUGGGUACAGCAGCGGCUGCCCCUGGCUCCACUACCAACACCACGCCGUCACUUGGCCUAGGAGGCAGUCUGUUCGGUCAGAAACCCACUGGAGGAUUCUCUUUCAAUACACCAGCCUCAAGCGCUGCUGCACCCACUACAGGCCUCACAUUAGGUGCCCCGGCUACUACUGCUGCCGCCACAGGCUUUAGCUUGGCCUUCAACAAGCCCACCGCCUCAGCAACACCCUUCUCUCUGACCACCUCUGCAACCUCGUCGUCAGCCCCCGCUGGGGCAGGUUUAACGUUUGGGUCUGUCCUGACAUCCACGGCCCCGCAGCAGCCUGCAGGCGCUGGCUUCACCCUCGGCCUCGGCGGCACAACAACCUCCACAGCAGCCUCCACAGUCCCGUCACUCGGCGGGAGUCUCUUCUCCAACACUGCGUCUACAGGUUUGGGUCAGACCCUUGGAGGAGGUGGGUUAACAUUAGGUUCUUUGUUGAGUACUUCCACGGCUGCACCAACAGCCCCAGCCCCAAGUAUCGGCCUGGGUGGAGUCGACUUCACCACUUCAUCCGAGAACAAGAGUGACACAUCAUCUGGAGCCAAUGCACAGGACAGUAAAGCUUUAAAAGAUGAGAACCUGCCCCCUGUUAUUUGUCAGGAUGUUGAGAAUUUCCAGAAGUUUGUGAAAGAGCAGAAACAAGUUCAGGAGGACAUAAGCAGAAUGUCAUCAAAGGCCAUUACUAAAGUCCAAGAUGACAUCAAGAGCCUGAAACAGUUGCUGUCUGUUAGUGCAAGUGGUCUGCAGCGCCAGGCUCUGGCCAUAGACAAACUGAAACUGGAGACAGCGCAGGAGCUGAAAAAUGCUGACAUAGCACUGCGUACACAAAAGACACCCCCUGGACUUCAACAUGAGAAUACAGCUCCAUCAGAUUAUUUCCGUAGCCUGGUAGAGCAGUUCGAGGUGCAGCUGCAGCAGUACCGGCAGCAGAUAGAAGAGCUGGAGAACCACCUGACAACGCAGAGCAGUGGCUCCCAUAUCACUCCUCAGGAUCUGACCUUGGCCAUGCAGAAGUUGUACCAAACUUUUGUUGCACAGGCGGCCCAGCUCCAGUCUGUCCAUGAGAAUGUCAAGAUUUUGAAGCACCAGUACCUCUCCUACCGCCGAGCCUUCCUGGAAGACUCCACGGACGUCUUUGAGUCCAAGCGGGCGUCAAACAGGAAAUGGCAGAGCGCGCCGCGGGUCACAACGGGGCCCGCCCCAUUCUCCAGCGUGCCCAAUGCUGCAGCUGUUGCCAUGGCAGCCACGUUGACCCAGCAACAGCAGCCAACUCCAGGGACCCAGGCACCCUUGGGGACAGGGUUUGGAAACCCCUUUGCCACAGCAGUGGGCACUAGCUUGGGCUCUUCUGCCCUUGGAGGUUUUGGUGGUGGGCCGGGCUUUGGUGGGGUGGGGACUGGGGGGUCUUCUUUUGGCUUCUCCUCCACCAGUAAGCCCACAGGAGGCAGUCUGAGUGCAGGCUUCGGUAGCAGCACCACCUCGGGCUUCAACUUCAGCAACCCCGGCAUCAACCCCUCUGCCGGCCUGACCUUUGGCGUGUCUAACCAGCCCGCCACAGCCUUCGGCGCAGGGACGCCCCUGCUCCAGCUGAAGAAACCCCCGGCUGGUAAUAAAAGGGGCAAGAGAUAGAGGGAAAAAAAAAAAAAAAGUAAAAAUACAAAAGCCUCCGACUGAGCAGCUGACCAGCUUGGGGUUUGUAGCAACUAAGGCCUGUUCUCCCAAAAUCAUAGCAGCAGCAGCACUACUAAACUGACCAACUAUAGAAAAGAGGAAAUGAAAACCAGAGGAAAGUGUUGCAACGCAUCAACAUGACAGGAUUACUAAUCAUUUGAAGGUAUAUGCUUGGUAAAAAUAACAAUAAUAAUAAUAAAAAAAAACUAUUGACCAACCAGCAUUACAAUAUCUUUCCUGCAUACACUGGUUUCCAUUGUCCAUUGUUCGACAUUGAUUUGAUUCCAUGUCAGGCGCUAAACAUUUAAAUUAUCCACUUUAAUCCAGUUAAUCAGUGAAAUUUGAUUACUUGCAUCUCCUUCAUACUUGGUAACUCUAAAGGUCGGACAUUGGAUUCAUCUACUAAAUACGCAGCAGUGGACGUUAUUAUGCUUGGUGAGGAAAGUGGGACCAAAUCAAUAAAACGGACAGUGGCAUGUGAACAAAGGAUAAAUUAGUGUUAUGUCAUUUUAAACACGGUUUAGUUCAUUUGCAUGUUCUCAAAAAGUUUCGUGCACCCAAUGGUCUGCGGAGCUAUAGUGCUUCUGGGAAUGCCAGCCAAGGACAUUGCUGAGUCAGUUUCAAAUUGUUCAGUUAUCUGUGAGCAAUUGCUUUUGUCUGAAUAUUGUACAAGAUAGACAUGUGUUUUUUUUUUUUUUUUUUUUUUUUGUUUGUUUUUUUAUAGCUUGAGUCUGAUGGUCUGGUUUUCAUCGUGUUCACGCAAACUGUCAAUCACAGAACUACAAAUGGUUUUGCUCGUCCAAGAAAAGUUAAGAUGAGGCAAAGGGAAAGAUGCUUAUUGGUUGAUGAUGGGUUGGGAACGGGAUAUAGUAUAUGUCCUAGAGUGUCGGUGGGGAGCGUUAUCUGAUCCCAGACAGUUUUAUAAGCACAGUAGAGUCCAGGGUGGGUGUUUGGGGAAGCUUUAAGUUUUAUUUUUGUAUCAAGUAGAGAGAGAGAGACGACAUUAUGAGAGGGGUGGAGGAGGACUAGCACCUCGGGGGAGUCCACAAUGUAGUCCACAUAACCUGUGUUGUUUUUGCUUCAGUCCAUCCAUAAUAAUUACUUUUAAACAUGCCUUGUUUGCCCCUGUGUACUCCCGUAAGAUUUUGGAAUAAGAUGCGUUGUGCUAUUUGCAUUACAUGGCCCCCCUAUUGGAUGUUAAGUUAGUUGAAUCUGAAAGGGAUUUCUUAAGCGUACUCAACCAACUGAACUGAUUCAUGUGCUAGAACAAAUUUGCACUUGGUGUAUGUGACCUAACAGUGACUGUGUGAAUGUGCAUGUGUGCGUGUCGCACGAGUAUGAAUUUGUCUCUCUGGUCUGUCAUACUUCCUUUGAGUGUUAGGGGACGGUUGAGGGGUCGAUAUUCUGCUUUUUUUAAAUUGUCCAUGUCACUUUGGUUACCAAAUACUGGUAGUUGUUCUAUUGUUUUCUAAUCACAGUCUGUGGAAACCUGUAUUUUCAAGAAGCUGUUUAAUAAUAAAAUUGUCAAUAUGAUGUUUUGCCCAUUUAUGGCAUCUCUUCAAUAAAUGUGUGUUGACACAGA
Messenger RNA from Mugil cephalus (flathead mullet), 3756 nucleotides. It is a transcript of the gene nup58, whose product is annotated as nucleoporin 58. The record is from RefSeq and is a predicted model, not a curated record. Gene Ontology annotation, cellular component: nuclear pore. Bases 339 to 2132 code for a protein of 597 amino acids. NCBI's taxonomy places the organism in Eukaryota, Metazoa, Chordata, Actinopteri, Mugiliformes, Mugilidae. Gene Ontology annotation, biological process: nucleocytoplasmic transport. Gene Ontology annotation, molecular function: structural constituent of nuclear pore. The transcript has 14 exons.